Molecule: messenger RNA, 1998 nt
Organism: Pedinophyceae sp. YPF-701
Lineage: Eukaryota; Viridiplantae; Chlorophyta; Pedinophyceae
Source: the annotation of a GenBank genome assembly
AUGUUGCCUCCACCGGCUCGGUGCAAUGUCAGGCGAGAAACGCAUCGCAUUCGCGCACAAGGCGCUCUCGGCCCACCUUUUUCACCGGCACGUCCCCCGCACGGGCCCGACGUUUGUUUCGCGCCCCGCGCGCCGAGGUUCGGCCCCCCACAUCGCCUGCACCUCGGACGCCCGCGCUCGCACCGGCUCAUCGUCGACGCGCGGCCGCGUUGCUCCGCAGACAGCAACCCUGCCAGCUUGGCACUCUGUAGCGACCCACACGCCAUGGCAAACAUCGAAGACAUCGUACAAGGCGUGAGACGCAAGCUCAUGCUAGCAGAGACCGACUCCGAGCGCGAGCGCCUGGGCCUCGCGGUCGCAGCCCUCGACACCGCGCCUCCGGAGCAGGGCGGCGGCGACGCAGCGCGCGACCACGCCGCCAAGGCCGGCCUCGCGCUCCAGCUGCGCAAACAGCUCGACGCCGCCGGGACCGACCGCGCGCGCGCCCAGCUCGGCCUCGCCGUGGGCAACCUCGUGGCGGGGACCACGGGCUUUGGCCCAAAGAGCGCCGACGUGCUGGACAGGGUCAAGAGCGCCGGGCUGGUGCAGGCGGUGGUCCGGCAGCUGGAGAAGGCUGGGACGGACGAGGCGCGCGCGCUCCUCGGCGCCGCGCUGCGGAAGCUGCUCGAGGGCGUCGGCGAGGUGCAGGCGCGCUGGGAGGCCGCGUGGGGGUGUGGUGCGGUGGCGACGCUGCGCAUGCAGCUGGACGCGUCGGCGGCGGACGGCGCCGCGGAGGCGCUGGGCGCUGCGAUCGAGGCGCUGCUGGGGCCCGUCGCGGGCGAGUCGGGCCGGGCGCAGGACGAGGCUGUGCGGGCGGGGAUGGCGCUGGCGCUGCGGGGGCGGCUGGAGGCGGCGACGACGGACGGGGCGCGGCAGAUGCUCGGCGCGGCGGUCGGCGCGCUGCUCGCGGACGUCGGGCCCGGGGCGAACGCGCGGCGGGAGGAGGCGGCGCGCGUCGGCAUGGUGACGACGCUCGUGCGGCAGCUGGCGCAGUGCGGCUCGGAGGCGGCGCGCGAGGGCGUGGCGUCGGGGCUCGCGGGGAUCCUCGAGGGCUUCGGCACGGGGCUGCCUCGCCGGAUCGAGCGGGCGUGCCGCGCCGGGGCGAACGCGGCCGUGCGCGCCGCGAUGGGGCUCUCCGAGGGCGCCGGCGCGACGCAGCAGCUCGCGCGGUGCAUGGCGGCGCUGCUCACGCCGGGCGGCCGCGACGGGACGGCGCGGCGCGUGGCGUUCGCGCAGGAGGGCGCGGCGGACGCGCUCGCGGAGGGGCUGCGUUGCGCGUCGACCAACGGCGCCCGGCGGGAGCUCGCGCGCGCGUCGAUGCAGCUCUUCUACUUCCCCGAGGGCGACGUGCCCGCGGACGUCCUCGGCGCCGAGGAGGCGCUCGCGGCGUCGCUGUACGUGCGCUCGUGCGAGGCGUGCGGCCUGAUGACGCUGCAGCUCUCGCGCACGUCCUCCGACGGCGCGCGCGAGGCGCUCUGCGACGCGAUCACCGAAGCGCUGGCCACGGACGACCCCGAGGUCGACGGCCGCGGCGAGGCGGCGUGGUCCGCCGGCGCCGCCGACGCCCUGUGCAAGCAGCUCGACGCCGCGCGCUCGGAGCCCGCGCGCCUCGCGGUCCUGCGCACGCUCGGCGCGCUCGUCCGGCCCGGGCCGCACGCGGGCGACCGCUGCGACGAGGCGGCGGCCGCGGGGAUCUUCGUGGCGAUCCGCGACGCGGUGGAGGCCGCGGAGACUGACGAGGGCGUGGAGACGGCGGCCGAGGUGACGGCGGUCCUGCUCGUCGGGCCGCGCGGGGGGCACGGCGGGCGUCGCGGCGGGGACGCGAAGGCGCGGCGCGCGGACGCGGCACGCGCGGGCGUCGGGACGGCGCUGCUGGCGCAGGUGAAGCAGGUCCGGGACGCGCACUCGCGGGAAGUGGUCGACUUGGCUGUGGGGAUGGUGAUGGGCCUGCGGACGUAG